Molecule: messenger RNA, 312 nt
Organism: Mesocestoides corti
Lineage: Eukaryota; Metazoa; Platyhelminthes; Cestoda; Cyclophyllidea; Mesocestoididae
Source: the annotation of a GenBank genome assembly
AUGGCAUCAUGGUUGGCACUUCGAAGACUGCGGGUGAAACUGCGACGAUUUCUGCCCGAGUUGAUCAACAAAAACCAACGAAUCCCGGAUCCAGACGCGAUUUUGCAGGAACACAUCCAGCGAGUACCGCAUUUCUCUGCUUCCAGCGCAAUACCUGAGGCACAUGAAGACGGAGACGGUGAUUUCACUCUAAUUAGCGAGGACGAUCCUAAAUACUUUGCCGAUUUCAGAGAUGGUUGCAUGCCUUUGCCUGAAGCCUCUCUUCAUCUCAGUCUACACCACCAGGAAAGGAUUGCCGACUCCCUAAGGUGA